GUCUGCUGUCGUCGGUAUAGCGAAACAUUUCUCGCAUAUAUAUAGAGGAAUUAUACGGUGUGAAGUGUUAAUUGGAAGUGGAAUUGUUAAAUAAAAAAAAAAGUUUAAAUUAAAAGUACAAUAAUUAUACAAAAUAUAAUUGAAGACAAGGAUCUAUGUAAUAUCCUCCUGAUAUAUUAUUGCAUUAUCGAUCUCAUAUUAUUACACGCUACAAAAUGUCGAAUCAAUUUAAUUCCGAUGAUGAGAGUGAUGUGAUGAGUGAUGCACCACAACGGUUGCCGACUACAUCUGAAGUGAACGAAAAUCUUUUAUCCGCUCAAAACAGUCAAUUGGCUGUGUACAAUGCACACGACGGCAACAACAGUAUUGUGAAAUCAUCACCGGGACUGCAACAUCUCAAUCGAAACAUAAAUUUGAAUUUAAGCUCUGAACCGGGAUCGGUGGUAGCCUUAAAUACAAUACACGAGAUAAAUCUAUCGCGGCGACCAUCAGCCCUACUUCAAGAUCUGUUAUCGACGAGACGACCGUCAGCCGUGAUGGCUGCAAUUAGGACUCCGAAUCAUCGACCAAGAAUGCUGGGAUCACUCCACGAGUUGACUCCCAGCCCCAGUAUUAAGUCAUUGUCACAGUAUCAACAGAAUAACUACACACCAAGUGGCCAACAUCAUGAUCGAAAUAAUGAGCAGGCACAGAUGUAUCGCAGAAAGAAUCGAAAAAUUGGAGAUGACGCACUCAGUUCAGCUCUAUCCGCUCUUUAUGCUAAAAUUAUUGUUAUAUUGGGGGUUGCACUACCCAUAACUGAAAUAUUAACGUCGAGAAUACCGAAAAAUAUCUACACCGGUUUCUACUUGUACUUAUAUGUGGUUAGCAUAGCUUUUGUUGUAUUUGUUUACACUGCACAUGUGCGAAAUCGGGCAGUAUUUUCACUACUCAAAACCUACCAUGAAAAGACGAACAGCGGAUACACUAUGAAGAAGCGUGUUCCACACUUUGGCAGUUUUUAUCUAAGAGUUGGUGCCAUUUCGUUUGGAAUCGGAACAAUGGUCUAUUCUGGUCUGGAAUUUGGUCAAUAUUUCGAAAUGAACAACAAUCCCGAGUGCCGUAAUAUAAUGAUCGCUCUAACUCCAGCUGCCAGAAUGGCUCUAUCAAUAUUCCAAAUGCAAUUUAUAUUUUUGAACACCACCGAACUUGAUAUGGGUAAACGUAGAGUCAUCGCAAGAUUCGGUCUUAUGCAUAUGAUCGCUACAAAUUUGUGCGAAUGGUUGUACGUCCUGGUCGAAGAAACGAAACACGAAAUUCAUCAAUUGAUGCACAGUGGACUGGCGGAAAAAUAUCACUCUAUUCCUGCAACAUUUACCAGCUCAACUACAAGUACUACUAGUACAACCACAGAAGUGCCAACAGUUACUACUGAAUCAAUGGCAAAUAUAGAAUUCGCUGCAUUGAUUGGAAAUGGGACAUUUAACGAAUCAGCUGCUCAAUUAGCGCAACUGAAUGAAAUCAAUUGUGGUCGUACCGACAUUAUGGGAGCCUUAGUACAGAAUGCUGCACCAUUUCUAUUCCCUUGCACCAUCGAGUAUUCGCUGAUUUGUGCAGUAAUCCUCUUCGAAAUGUGGAAGAAAGUAAAAAAUAUGCCGUCAAUUGAACGGCAUCGCCGUAAUUCAAUUAAACCGAGUACGGCAACCGGCAAAAGUGCUCAUCACUUUUCGGUUGAUUGUUCACGGGCACAUAGGGGAAUGUUUGCUGGGAUCAUCGUCAUUGUGUUGACAAUCAUUUGUUUGAUCAUGUACUUCGUGAUGUACAAGGAAGCUGGCUACGAGCAUUUAGCUAUUAGGGAGGUGACCAUUGUCGAAAUACUCUUAUACGCGCUGACAACAUGUGCUGUUGUGGCUGCUGUAAUAAAAAUGCGAGAUUUGAAAUUUCAGCAGAAAGCUAGCAGCGAUCAUCACGCAGAUACGGUGACACUAGAUUGUACGUUGUUGGUAUUGGCACAAACAGGUGUCUACUUGUACGGAAUGUUUAGCAUAAUGGGAAGUUAUUUCACAUUGGACGAUGAACACGGAAUCGAUGGUCUAGUCUCCGAGAUAUUCGGUUUGAUACAGACAUCCGUACAGACGUUAUUCAUUCUGAAUUCUUGCUGGAGACGGUGCCGUGGUGCCGAACAACAACGCACUAAGCCGGGACGAGAGAUUGUAACAUUCUUGUUGGUCGCAAAUAUGUCGAUGUGGUUCAUAAACACAAUGAUAAAGGGACGGGCCGGAUUUCGGCCGACGCAUCUUAACCUAUAUGGCAUUUGGGCGUGGACAGUUAUUACGCACGUAUCUAUGCCAUUGGCUAUCUUUUAUCGAUUCCAUUCUACGAUCUGCUUGUUUGAUAUUUGGAAAUCGGCCUACAAAGCGAAACAUGGGGAUCAUCAUUAGACUGUGAGCGCAUAUAUUUUGUACGUUCCUUGGCGUGAAUGGUGACUUUUGACCAAUCUAAAAACUUGAAAUCUCAAGAAAAUGUUGAUGCGCUGAGAAAAAGAACACUAUUUCUUGGAAAUGAUUUCAAAGAUUUUUUUACGGUAUUCAAUAGUGAUAAACAACCGAAUGAGUUCUUCAAUGCUGACAUGAGAGAUGCUAAGAAUGUAAUGUCGACAGUGGUUAGCCAGAGAAAUGACAAUAGAUGGCACUGCUUCCGCUAGCCGCAGCUGAGAGCUCGACGGAAGCAUCGCCAUCGGUUAUCAUUUCUCUGUAGUUAGCCGAAAUAAAAAUGUUUAUUCAAACCGAUCGUAAGUGCGUUUACGAAUUUGAAUUUUUAAUAAAUGUCCAGAAUACAUUUCAACGCUCUCUAAUAUGACAAUAAUCGUAAACGGGAGCGGGACAAUUAAACAUUUCAGUUUGUUCCUUCUCACUAUCCAUUUUGACUUUUUUAGCGCACU
Molecule: messenger RNA, 2920 nt
Organism: Bradysia coprophila
Lineage: Eukaryota; Metazoa; Arthropoda; Insecta; Diptera; Sciaridae
Product: proton channel OtopLc-like
Biological process (GO): proton transmembrane transport
Cellular component (GO): membrane
Molecular function (GO): proton channel activity
Source: RefSeq, a predicted model, not a curated record